This is a messenger RNA of Candidozyma haemuli, 945 nucleotides long. RefSeq names its product histidinol-phosphatase. Gene Ontology annotation, biological process: L-histidine biosynthetic process. The record is from RefSeq and is a predicted model, not a curated record. The coding region runs from base 1 to 945 and encodes 314 amino acids. The transcript has a single exon. Gene Ontology annotation, cellular component: cytoplasm. NCBI's taxonomy places the organism in Eukaryota, Fungi, Ascomycota, Pichiomycetes, Serinales, Metschnikowiaceae. Gene Ontology annotation, molecular function: histidinol-phosphatase activity.
AUGCAUUCCCACCAUUCCCAUAGCGGUGACUAUGUUGAACAUGCGACCGGUACGCUAGAGCAGAUGAUCCAAACAGCUAAAGAUAGGAAGUUUGAGCAGUUCUGUCUUACUGAACAUAUGCCUAGGUUGGAACAUAAGUUUCUAUAUCCCGAGGAACUAGAUAAGGGCAUGACAACAAAUAGCUUGGACGAUAGGUUUGAGAAAUAUCUCCAGCACGCUCAUGAAAUUCAGAAAAGAGAGAAUGCCAAUGGCAAGUUGAAGAUUCUUAUUGGCUUGGAGGUGGAAGGUAUUGAUGUGCCCCACAUUGAGGCUGUUGAGAAGUACAGACCGCUUAUAAACAUGUGUGUGGGAUCAGUUCAUUUUGUCAAGGGGAUUCCUAUUGAUUUUGAUGAAGCUAACUGGAGGAAAGCUCGUGAAGCGUGUGAUGGUUCUACAAGACAAUUGUACAAAGAGUACUAUGAACUACAGUAUAAGGUUUUGACCAUGGUUGAACCAGAUAUUGCGGGACAUUUCGAUUUAAUCAGAUUGUUUAGGGUUAACGAUGUUGACCCAACUACUGGCAAACUACUUUCAGAGGUAAACAUAGAGACAGAUUGGCCUGAUGUCUGGCAGUUGAUUAAAAGAAACAUAGAAUUCGUGAUCUCAUAUGGUGGGCUAUUUGAGUUUAAUUCGGCUGCCUUAAGGAAAGGUUGGGAUCUGCCGUAUCCUAAGAAGGAUAUUGCCUUGUUGAUCAAGCAGCUAGGUGGAAAGUUCUGUCUUUCUGAUGACUCACAUGCAUAUGCACAGGUUGGAUUGAACUAUCAUAAGGUCUGGGAGUACGUCAAGUCUACGCUUCAGCUAGACAGUGUAUACUAUUUGGAUAUCGAUGCACACGGCAAAACCGUGGUAGCGGAAGGGAACGUGGCUAGUUUGUCAGAGUCCCCCUUUUGGGACCAGUACCGAUAA